AGGAAUCUUUUGGAUUUGGAGGAGGGGCAAGAGCGCGAGGGUAGUCGGGCGGGAAGAGGCAAAAUAGGUUUACGGCGCGCGGCGUUUCGGUUCCUGUAUUUAGAGUCGCACGGCUCGGGAACUGCAGUUGCACGAGGUGAAAGCGGGAUUCCCAGUUCCCAGGGCUACUUCUGAGCAGUAGAUGUUACAAGUACUCCCUGAACAACCAGUUCCAAAUCCUGUCGCCAAAUCCUAUGCUCCUGUUCCAAAUGGUAACAGAUACAUAAUUUUUAUUUAAAAGAAAUGAGUGUAACUAGUAUUGCAUUAAGAGUUGAAACCUGGCUUUUAGCUACAUGGCAUGUAAAAGUACCGCUAUUGUGGCUGGAAGCUUGUAUUCACUGGAUCCAAGAAGAAAAUGAUAAUAUUAAUUUGAGUCAGGCACAAAUAAAUAAACAAGUUUUUGAGCAAUGGCUCCUUACCGAUCUGAAAGAUUUGGAGCUUCCUCUUUUACCUGAUGGCAUUUUAGAAGUUCCAAAAGGAGAACUGAAUGGAUUUUUUGCUCUGCAGAUUAAUUCAUUGGUUGAUGUAAGUCAACCUGCAUAUUCCCAGAUACAAAAGUUGAGAGGAAAGAAUACUAUGAAUGAGCUAAUUACAGCUGAAACACAAGUAACUCCAAAGCCUUGGGAAGCAAAGCCUUCACGAAUGUUGAUGCUACAGCUAACUGAUGGAAUUGUACAAGUGCAGGGAAUGGAAUAUCAGCCUAUUCCAUCUCUUCAUAGUAAUCUUCCUCCAGGCACAAAAAUUUUGAUUUAUGGCAUCGUUUCUUUCCGCCUUGGUGUUCUCUUACUGAAACCAGAAAAUGUGAAGGUGUUGGGAGGAGAAGUAGAUGCUCUUUUAGAGGAAUAUGCCCAAGAAAAAGUACUUGGAAGAUUAAUUGGGGAACCUGAUCCUGUAGUUUCAAUCAUACCAAAUAAUUCUAACCAAAGCAUUCCCAGAAAUACAGAUGAUCUAGAUCUUGUGUUAGGACCUUCUGAUGAAGAACUCUUGGCAAGUCUUGAUGAAAAUGAUGAGCUUGCAGCAAUUAAUGCCACCUCCUUGGAAAGAAGAUACUUUAGCACAGGUAGUUCCUCAAAUGCUAUUCCCACAAGACAGUCGGGUUUUGAACCAGGACUUGUUAUUUCUCCAAGACCAAAGGAGAAACCACCAAAUCAAUCUGUGCAUUUCACUGAUGGGGAAUUAGAUGACUUUUCAUUGGCAGAGGCCUUGCUUUUAGAAGAAGCUGCCCAGGAAGAAAAAAUGAACACUAAAGAAUUGCAGCCAUUGACUUUGAACAGAAUCACAGAUGAAAAUAUAGUGAGAUCUUCACCUGAGCCUAAUGCUCUGAAUAAUUUUUCUGUGAUUUGCAAAAAUGGUGACAAUUGGAGUGAAAAAAAUUUAUCUGAACAGAUGACUAAUGAAGACAAAUCUUUUAGUUGUUUAUCUCCUAUAGAUCACAACAGUAGUGUUUUUUCAGUUCAUGAUAAUAUACACCUGUACCAUGACUUUACAAAUAAAGAAAAGAACUCAGAGAUAGGGGAUAAAGUAAAACAAACCAUCAGCAGUUCAGAUAUACAUUCCUUAAAUAAUAAAAUUUUAAAUGAAGAACUAGUUAAUUAUGUACCAAGAAGAAAUUCACAAAUUUCUAAUGAAAAUGAUCACCAUUUUCAGCAUUGUUCUCCAAGAUCAUCAGAGGACAGCACUAAUCUUUCUAUCACCAUGGAUUUGUAUUCUCCCCCCUUUAUCUAUUUGUCUGUUCUAAUGGCCAGCAAACCAAAGAAAGUUGUAACAGUAAAAGUCAAAGCCUUUAUUGUAACCUUAACUGGAAACCUCUCAAGUUCUGGUGGCAUAUGGAGUAUAGCAGCAAAGAUUUCUGAUGGUACUGCAUAUCUAGAUGUAGACUUUGUAGAUGAAAUACUUACUAGUUUGAUAGGGUUUUCAGUACCAGAGAUGAAAAAGUUAAAAAAAGAACCUGUUCAGUACCAAAAAUUCAUGGAAGGUUUGCAGAAAUGUCAGCGAGAUCUAAUAGAUUUGUGCUGUCUAAUGACUAUUUCAUUUAAUCCCUCCUUGUCUAAAGCAAUGGUACUGGCAUUAGCAGAUGUUAAUGUGGAACACCUUGAGAACCUAAAGAAGCGAUUGAAUAAAUAAUUUACUAAAAUAGUAAUAGAAAACAAUGAAAUAUUUAGAAUUUGUCCUUUUAUUUGAAACUUUUUGUAAAAGGGACAAUGGAAGUUUCAUGAUUUCAAUUUAAAAGUGUUAAUCAUGUUUGUGUGUUUAGGUUUUCUUAAUAAAAUUUUUAUAGCAACUAUUAAAAAAGGAA
Messenger RNA from Phyllostomus hastatus (greater spear-nosed bat), 2335 nucleotides. It is a transcript of the gene RMI1, whose product is annotated as RecQ mediated genome instability 1. Gene Ontology annotation, cellular component: nuclear body; RecQ family helicase-topoisomerase III complex. Gene Ontology annotation, molecular function: nucleotide binding. Gene Ontology annotation, biological process: resolution of meiotic recombination intermediates; double-strand break repair via homologous recombination. The coding region runs from base 283 to 2163 and encodes 626 amino acids. The record is from RefSeq and is a predicted model, not a curated record. The transcript is spliced from 3 exons. Lineage: Eukaryota; Metazoa; Chordata; Mammalia; Chiroptera; Phyllostomidae.